UGUUUCAUUGCCGUUUCCCCCCAUGGUUUCUGCUCUCCCAGAGUAACUUGGUGCUGGGCUCAGAUCAUUAUACAGUCCCAUAUUCUCCCUCCAUUAAGGCAUCUUUCUACCUUUUGGGCUGAACAGAAAUUCCCCCAAAACCCAAGAGGAAAGAGUCCAACUUUUGAGGGCGAUAUGGACAUGAAAAAGAGGAUUCACUUGGAGCUGAGGAACAGGACACCGUCUGAUGUACGAGAACUUGUUCUUGACAACUGCAGAUCAAAUGAAGGGAAAAUUGAAGGCCUUACAGCAGAUUUUGUAAAUCUUGAAUUUUUAAGUUUGAUAAAUGUUGGCCUACUCUCAGUUUCCAACCUUCCAAAACUUGGAAAGCUUAAAAAGUUGGAACUCAGUGACAACAGAAUCUCAGGUGGCCUUGAUGUUUUAGCUGAAAAACUCCCCAAUCUCACACAUCUAAACCUUAGUGGAAACAAACUGAAAGACAUCAGCACAUUGGAACCCUUGAAAAAGCUUGAUCAUUUGAAGAGUCUCGAUCUUUUCAAUUGUGAAGUCACAAACUUGAAUGACUACAGGGAAAGUGUGUUCAAGCUCCUUCCACAGCUCACAUAUCUUGAUGGCUAUGACAUGGAUGACCAAGAGGCAUCAGAUUCUGACGGAGAAGCUGACGGAGAUGGAGUCGAUGAUGAUGACGAUGAUGAUGAGGAAGGAGAAGAAGAGGAGGACGAGGAUGGAGAAGAGGAGGAGUUUGAUGAAGAAGAUGACGAUGAUGAUGAUGAAGUUGAAGGUGAAGAGGAUGAGGAGGAUGCCAGUGGAGAAGAUGAGGAAGAAGACUUUGGUCAGGAUGGAGAAGUAGAUGAUGAAGAUGAGGAUGAUGACGACGAUGAUGAUGAAGAAGAAGAGGAAGGAGGAAAAGGUGAAAAAAGAAAACGAGAAGCAGAGGAUGAAGAUGAGGAAGAUGAUGACGAGGAUGAUUAAGAGCCAAUGAACAACUCCGUUACCAACCCUUCCCUCCUUCUCCUUUUCAACAACUUGGCUAUCCCAUCAACCUUGCUACCCCUCCACCCCCUUUUUCUACCCAAGCGCUAAGCUCCCUGUGGGGGCAAGACUGUACUGGACGGGUGGAGCUGUGCAUAAGGAGCCUACGAGCUGAAUGAGAGCCUUCUGGAUCGGUGGCUUACUCAGCAUUCCACAAGUCUACUGUCAAUCCCCUGCCCGUUUGUGUUUCAAAACCUGUGGGGACUUUGGGGACUGGUAUUUAGUUUUGGGUCUGUGCUUUUAAUAUUUUGUUAAAAUGAUUUUUUUCUUCUUCUUUUUUGACAUUUCCUCCCCAUUUAGUUUUUGUUUUCCAAUUCCCAAUAAGAAUGCUAUAGCAAAUGUGUAACAAGCGAGCCAUAAUUUUAGUGUGGCAGUCUGUGGCACAAAUCAAGGUUGUAGCUACAUUUUUACUUUCUGUAAGACAAAAACAAACUUUGUAAAUAAAAUAACAUUUUGUGCUUUG
Molecule: messenger RNA, 1495 nt
Organism: Misgurnus anguillicaudatus (oriental weatherfish)
Lineage: Eukaryota; Metazoa; Chordata; Actinopteri; Cypriniformes; Cobitidae
Source: RefSeq, a predicted model, not a curated record